This is a messenger RNA of Oncorhynchus keta (chum salmon), 3913 nucleotides long. Its product is annotated as 5-hydroxytryptamine receptor 7. Gene Ontology annotation, biological process: smooth muscle contraction; vasoconstriction; G protein-coupled receptor signaling pathway, coupled to cyclic nucleotide second messenger. NCBI's taxonomy places the organism in Eukaryota, Metazoa, Chordata, Actinopteri, Salmoniformes, Salmonidae. Gene Ontology annotation, cellular component: dendrite; plasma membrane. The transcript is spliced from 2 exons. Gene Ontology annotation, molecular function: neurotransmitter receptor activity; G protein-coupled serotonin receptor activity. The record is from RefSeq and is a predicted model, not a curated record. The coding region runs from base 837 to 2042 and encodes 401 amino acids.
GGAUAUUUUUUGUUGAGCAAGAGCAGUGGCAGCCACGGACAUGUUUGGAAAAAAUAAUUUGGUGACAUCUUGUGGUCUUAAAGUGAAUUACAGAGUGGGCAGUUACACCAGGGGGCUAGUUACCCACUAGUACCCUACAUUGAUGUCCUCAAUUUGAACCAGUAUAGACCUACUGUCCUCAAUUUAGUUUAGAGAUUAUGUAAAUAUGAUCCGUUUGCUUUUGAUUAAAUCAUUUUUUCCCUGCUGGAAAAAAAUCUAACAAUAUAUCAUAAUAGCAGGUAUGCACCAAGUCCUAUAGCCUUAAGUACAUGAGUAGUAAAAUGUUUGAUACGUUUCAAUUACCUUGCAUGGACUUGUAUCUUUGUGAACACAUUUUCGUGUUUGAGCGUUCGCAGAUGGAUCUAAACCGCUCGUGGGAAAAUGUAUUUCUGUCAGCGAAUUAGCCUACCCUAAGCCACACUGGAAAACAAGCGCGUUGUGAAAUCAACCUAAAAAUAGCUUAACAUGCAACGUUUUUUAUGACGUUUUAGUGAUUUUUCUGGGAAGAUUUCUUUGAAGAUAACUCGAUGCUGGCCAUAACAUUCAUCAUUGUUUUUCGCCUCUUCUUGCGCAUUUGGAGAGGCGCGGAUCACUCUUUUGGGAAGGUGAAACGCUCUGACUGUGCAUGGCUUUAAGGUUUGGACUGAUGUUUCUCAGUACUGGCUGUCUCGUUACAAAGGAAAACAAUAAACUACUGGACCCAAGAUCACAGGCGUAGCCUACUGAUCAAGAAUGCGCUUAAUUGGAGUACACUGGCGAGGUGUCCCUUGCAUCACCGCCGGGAUCACGUUUUCGUAAUGUUCAAUACUUCGGGCGUCGAUCCCACUUCCAAUAAGAGAGAGGAUGUUUCCGAAGUUAUCAAUGGCACUCUGGAGCUUUUCUAUAACGUCCUGGUCACAGCUGGUCCAACAGCCAUGUGGAACGAUACGUGCGGGGAGACACUACUUGAUUUCGGCAGUGGAGAGAAGAUAAUAAUCGGAGUGAUGUUGGCUAUCAUCACAGCGGUCACGGUGAUGGGAAACACACUGGUUGUCAUAGCGGUUUGCGUGGUGAAAAAAUUAAGACAACCGUCAAACUAUCUUCUUGUGUCCCUGGCUGUGGCAGACCUCUCCGUGGCCAUAGUUGUCAUGCCCUUUGUUAUAGUGACAGACCUAACUGGAGGCAAGUGGCUUUUUGGGGAGGUGUUUUGCAACAUCUUCAUUGGUAUGGAUGUAAUGUGCUGCACAGCCUCCAUCAUGACCCUGUGCGUGAUCAGUGUUGACAGGUAUCUGGGGAUCACCCGCCCCCUCACAUACCCAGCCAGGCAGAAUGGCCAGCUGAUGGCCAAGAUGAUCCUGGGGGUGUGGCUGGUGUCCGCCUCCAUCACCCUGCCACCCUUCUGCGGCUGGGCCAAGAACGUCCACGCGGGCGGCGUGUGCCUCAUCAGCCAGGACUUUGGUUAUACCAUCUACUCCACGGCUGUGGCCUUCUACAUCCCCAUGCUCGUCAUGCUCUUCAUGUACUACAAGAUUUUCAGGGCCGCCCGCAAGAGUGGCCUCAAGCACCGCUUCACCGACUUCACCCGGCGCGAGCGGCUGGAGACGGUGGCAAGCGAGGCACUGAGGAUGCAGGGCCUGAAGCCACAGGGCGUGGCCGAGGAAUGUGCGGUGCUGUCCCGUCUGCUGACUCGCGAGCGCCGCAACAUCUCCAUCUUCAAAAGGGAGCAGAAGGCUGCCACCACGCUGGGGGUGAUCGUGGGCGUGUUCUCCAUCUGCUGGCUGCCCUUCUUCAUCCUGUCCACGGCCAGGCCCUUCAUCUGCGGAGUGGAGUGCAGCUGUGUGCCCAUCUGGCUGGAGAGGUUCCUCCUCUGGCUGGGCUACGCCAACUCCCUCAUGAACCCCUUCAUCUAUGCCUUCUUUAACCGGGACCUGCGCUCCACCUACAAGGAUCUGCUGCGUUGCCGCUACCGCAACAUCAACCGACGCCUGUCCGCCGUAGGUGUGCACGAGGCCCUUAAGGUGUAGGAGGAAGAGGAAUUUCUAAUCCUGUCCUCAUUGUAAAGACUACUGGCUGCUACUCUUUGUGAUUGUAUAAUAGAGGCUGAGGGAUGACCUGUGACCUGUGGCUGUAGAUAAAGACAGAGACAGACUGUCAAUACCUCUCUAACCCGCUGUAGAGACACAGAGACAAGGCCAUCACACAGUUCUAUUUUGGGACACAAAACCAUAGACCGUAUUUGACGGCCUAUUUAAGUUGACACUGGCUUUGUGCAUAUAUGCUACAAUUCAGUCCUGACUUCAUAUUCAUGUCAGGAAGAUGAUGCAUUGACUUGGGAAAUCACAUGCGGACCCUGGCGAUAAUUCUAGGUCAUUAAAAGCAUGGGCUGCAAAUGGAUUUCUGCACAAUGACAUUUGCUAAAUUAAUGCUUGCGCAAGGGGUGCCAUUGGCUGUUGACUUAAACCAGUGAAGGUCACAGAAUCUGUAUCUAUGUAAAUGUUUCCAGUUCAACUUGUCUGUCGUCUAGUAGGUGAUGAUGGUGAACAAUUGAAAGUGGUCUGUUUAGGAACAUGUGAAUCUAUUACAUAUAUUAGGCAGGCAAGUGUUUAAUGUUCACCAAACAGAAAGCAUCCAUUGUCAGUUUAUUUUCAGACAUGCCUUUGAACACAUCUAUCUCUGCAAAGUCAACCCAAUGGACACCCACACAGACCCAGGGGAAACAAACACAGUACAUGGCCAAGAUGAUAUAUUCCUUUGGAAUAUAAAUCGUAAUGUGAAUGAAGGCUAACAAACAAAAGUGAAUCUUGUAAUGUUACCACAAAGCACUUGAGGGUGGUAUGGAUAACAAGCCUGUGAUUUGACGUGAUUUAAUGGGGAAGAUGCUAGAGAGGUGGUACAACAAGUAGGCCUAAUGGUUAGAGUUGGAGAAUGUUCUGGAACAAGCUACAUACAUCUCUGAGAAAUGCCCAUUUACAAAAUCCACAGGAAUCCUCAGCAUUUCAUUUGGCAUUCAUUGUUCAGUGGAUUCUGCUUGAAGCUCACAUCUGUCUAACAUGCUAUGCAUUAUCCAUGGAAGACCAGCAUGUUGUGCAUAGUCAGUUUGACAUAGCUCAGCAGCACAGUGGUUCAUACUUCACUUCACCCUAGCACACUUAGGCACAUACAUGUAAAACAUGUAGAAGGUGCCCACCGGGCACACACUGGUUGAAUCAACAUUGUUUCCACGCCAUUCUAAUUAAAUGAUGUUGAACCAACGUGGAGUAGACGUUGAAUUGACGUCUGUGUCCAGCGGGUGAUGACAGAUCUUAAACAUUUUCUCCAAGUUGAGUUUUCACAACACACAAACAGUUGGUUGGCUGCACGAAACAGACAGAUUUUCCCUACUGAUUUGAUUGUGUUAUAACAAAAGCUUAUCAAAUUGUUCAACUAUGAUCCAUUAAGGAAAGGCACUCAUUGUGCUGAUGAGGUUCUCCCAACAAGGAAUGAGUCCACCCAUCAAAGUCUUCAUCGCUAAUGCCUGAAGCAGCAGGUGUUGCUACUUCUGCUCUCUUUCAUAGCAGGAUGUGGUCAAAACUUUUAUGAACUCUGCAUCAACUUGGUUUAUUCACAACUCUGUUCUGUUGUAAUCUGUGUAAAAAAAAUGGUAUAGUUGAAGCAGUGUGUGCUUUUCUCUACCUCGAUUUUCGGAAAAUUCUUGUUAAUUAUUGCAAACAGAUAUAUUCCUGGCUUGCACUAUAUUUUGUCAUAUGAUUCCUUGUUAUUUAAGUGUCUAGUGUCGACGGCAUUCAUUGACAUACCCUUCUACAACUGCUUUGCGAACGUUAUUCUCCAAAAUGUACCUGGAGAAAUUAGAGUAUAUUUCUUUCAUCACUUUGUAAAUAAAGCAGCACUUGGUUUA